Micromonas pusilla CCMP1545 is the source of this 1406-nucleotide messenger RNA. RefSeq lists its product as uncharacterized. Lineage: Eukaryota; Viridiplantae; Chlorophyta; Mamiellophyceae; Mamiellales; Mamiellaceae. Bases 7 to 1341 code for a protein of 444 amino acids. The record is from RefSeq and is a predicted model, not a curated record. Gene Ontology annotation, biological process: carbohydrate metabolic process; GDP-mannose biosynthetic process. Gene Ontology annotation, molecular function: mannose-6-phosphate isomerase activity; zinc ion binding. The transcript has 2 exons. Gene Ontology annotation, cellular component: cytosol.
CGCGCCAUGGUUCUCGCGCUGACGUGCGCGGUGCAAAACUACGACUGGGGCGUCGUCGGCGACUCCGAGGUGUCGUCCUUGGGCGAGGCGAACGCGGGCGUCGCGUCGGACGCGACGAAGCCGCACGCGGAAUUAUGGAUGGGCACGCACCCCUCCGGUCCGUCCGUCGUCGUCGGCACCGGCGCGGGGCUCAAGGAGACCAUCGCGUCGGACGCGCGCGCGCACCUCGGCGAGCGCGUCCUCGAGCGCUUCGGCCCCGAUCUCCCGUUCUUGACCAAGGUGCUCUCCGUCGCGAAGGCGCUGUCGAUCCAGGCGCACCCGGACAAAAAGCUCGCGGCGAAGCUCCACGCGUCCAACCCUGCGGCGUACAAGGACGACAACCACAAGCCGGAGAUGACGCUCGCGGUGACGCCGUUCGAGUCCCUGUGCGGGUUCGUGUGCCACAACGACAUGGCGAAGAACUUGACGGAGGUCCCCGAGCUCGCCGCCGUCGCGGGCGAGGCGGCGGAGGACUUUUUGGGAUACAUGCCCAACUCAGUCGGGUGGGUCCCCGCGGCGAGCCGGCGGCGGAUCAAGGGCGUCUUCGCCGCGGUCAUGCGCGCGGAGAAGCCCGAGAUCGAGCACGCGGUCGAGACGCUCCAAAAACGGCUCUCCGCCGCGGACCCGGCGACGCUGCGCGACGUGGACACGCUCGCGUUGCGUCUGUGCGAGCAGUACCCGAAGGACGUCGGCGUGUUGUGCGCUUACCUCCUCAACUACGUCACGCUCGAGCCGGACGAGUGCAUCUAUCUCGCCGCGAACGAGCCGCACGCGUACCUCGCCGGGACGUGCAUCGAGUGCAUGGCGACGAGCGAUAACGUCGUGCGCGCGGGGCUCACGCCCAAGCUGCGCGACGUGGACGUGCUCGUGGAGAUGCUGACGUACGCGUGCGGCCCGACGAAGAUUUUGCGCGGCGACGUCGUGGACGAGAAGACGCGGCGGUACGUCCCUCCGUUCGACGAGUUCCAGCUCGAGACGAUCAAUCUGGGGCCGAACGACGUCUACGACGUCGCGGUAUCGAAGGGCCCGUGCGUGUAUCUCGUCCGCGAGGGCGGCGGGACGGUGAACGGGACGACGGGGACGGAAGCCAUGGAGGCGAAGCGCGGCGGCGUGUUCUUCUCGAGCGCGGGGGAGGCGGUGAGGUUCGCCGCGAGCGCGGAGGGAAUGAGAGCGCACCGGGCGAUGAUCAACGACUGGGUGUUCAGCGACGUGCCGAGGCCGCCGAAGUGGAAGGAGAACGACGUGGAGGGGUGGCGCGCGUACGAGCACGGGCGGCGGGAGGACGACGACGAAUACGCGUAGGGCUACUAGCUAGCGCUUUCUACCCACGCCAGUGAUCUCAGCGAAAAAUCGUCGCUCGGGGGCCG